Molecule: messenger RNA, 495 nt
Organism: Phacochoerus africanus (Common warthog)
Lineage: Eukaryota; Metazoa; Chordata; Mammalia; Artiodactyla; Suidae
Gene: CSN1S1
Product: casein alpha s1
Exons: 11
Coding region: 1-495 (164 amino acids)
Biological process (GO): response to dehydroepiandrosterone; response to progesterone; response to 11-deoxycorticosterone
Cellular component (GO): extracellular region
Source: RefSeq, a predicted model, not a curated record
AUGCGAUUAUACAGAAUUCACAAUCUCAAAGAAUUCACAAUCCAGAGGGAAGACGAAAGUGGCAUGUGUCAACAAUAUGGGUCUCAUCUUCUCACCAUUCAAAACUUUCAUGAAGCCUCUGCCAUUGCUGCUUUAAUAAAAAACUACCAAGUGAAUGAAAACAUCUGGAUUAGAUUAGAAAAACCUAGUAAGGUGUUGACAACCAUGAAACUUCUCAUCUUUACCUGUCUUGCAGCUGUUGCCCUUGCCAGGCCUAAACCUCCUCUCAGGCAUCAGGAACACCUUCAGAAUGAGCCAGACAGCAGAGAGGAACUCUUCAAAGAAAGAAAGUUUCUCAGGUUUCCUGAGGUGCCUUUAUCAAGUCAGUUCAGACAGGAAAUCAUCAAUGAACUGAACAGGAAUCAUGGCAUGGAAGGCCGUGAGCAAAGGGGAUCUAGCAGUUCAUCAAGUGAGGAAGUUGUUGGCAAUAGUGCUGAGGUGAGAUAUAUUUACUAA